Molecule: messenger RNA, 1194 nt
Organism: Periophthalmus magnuspinnatus
Lineage: Eukaryota; Metazoa; Chordata; Actinopteri; Gobiiformes; Gobiidae
Gene: c1qtnf2
Product: C1q and TNF related 2
Exons: 3
Coding region: 111-992 (293 amino acids)
Molecular function (GO): protein binding
Source: RefSeq, a predicted model, not a curated record
AACAGGGCAGGUGCUGAGCUCUGACUGCAGCUUUUCAUUUGGAGGACGUUUUACCUGCAUUUUAGAGAUUUAUUUUGGUGAGAGGGAAAAAGACUUUUGUGCUCAGUAAAAUGCCCAUUGGCAAAGUAUUUUUAACUGUGACUCUCGUUUGGGGGAUGUGGGGUUCAAUGUUGUUUCCAGUCGUUUUCUCCCAGUCGUCAUUCCCCUCUUCAAACAGCAGGGGCGGCGUCACACUUGACUCUUCUCCGCUGGUGUGUGGUCAGUCUGGACCAGGAGCCACGGGCCCCCUGGGGCCUCCAGGAGAGGACGGCCCUGAUGGGCGGGAUGGGCGCAGGGGGACAAAGGGGGGCAGAGGUAAAUCUGGGAGCCCUGGGAAUCAGGGGAAACCUGGGGUCAAAGGUCGCAAAGGUGCAAUUGGGAAGACUGGACCUGCUGGACCGGGGGGGCCGCGUGGAGCUCCGGGACAAACAGGGAAAAGAGGAGCAAAGGGAGAGUCCGGCGAUGAGGGGGAACCGGGGGCUCCAGGAGGAUGUAACUGUGGCCCCUCCGCCCGCUCCGCCUUCUCUGUGGCACUGACUAAAAGUUCCCCUACGGAACAUCGGCCCAUUCACUUCAGACACAUUCUGCUGAAUGAGGGGAAUCAUUACAACGCCAGCACUGGGAAGUUUGUGUGUGUAAUUCCUGGAGUGUAUUAUUUUUCAUAUGACGUCACUGUGGGUCAGAGGCAUCUGGCCCUUGGGCUGGUUCAUAACGACCAGUUUAAAACCAGAACAUUUGACACAAACUCGGGGAAUUAUGAUGUGGCUUCUGGUUCUGUCGUUGUUCAGCUGCAGAGGUCAGACGAGGUGUGGCUGCAGGUUUACAACUCUGGACACAACGGCCUGUUCUUUGACCCGUUCUGGGCGGACAGCACUUUCACUGGGUUCCUCCUCUACGCCGACCACGACUAUCUCACUGCGGCCGAGAGAAAGGCCAACAAAAACAGCACAUAAAAACACACACACAUAAUCCUGUUUAUUCAGGCUAUUAAUUAAAACUGUGUGUGUAUCAAUGUCACAGCUUCAGACCAGCAGUGUGCAGUUACCAGAGGGAAACACAAGGUGGCGCACGAGCAAUAAAACUAUAUGUGUGUAUAAGUGUGUGUAUGUGUGUAUAUGUUUACAUACACACACAUAUAAACACGACCAGUCAAAA